AAUGUGGGCAUUUUUGCGCCCCUGAAACCCAGGGUGCGAGGGCGGUGGUUUGUUUUGCCUUCCGUUUUCACUGACGGAGGGCCACUCUACCCUAACUGCCAUUUCGAAUAGGACACGGCACCAUGGAUGCCGACAAAAUUGUAGAAUGGCUGGUGGAUAGCCAGCGCCAGCUCCAGAGACAACAAACGGAGGCGUUGCGACAACUAACCUCCGAGUUUAGAGAGCAGCAGAAGCAGCUGGUGAGGGAGCUGAAGGAUGGGACAGGGCUGAUCGGACCCACCAAUGAAGAAGAGGAGGAGGCGGCGGGCCCAGCGCGACUCCCCAUCAGGCUCACCAAACUGGGGGCCGAGGACGACGCCGAGGCAUUCUUGGUAACUUUCGAACGUGUGGCCACGGCAGCCCGUUGGCCCCAAGAGCACUGGGCUACUAUACUCGCCCCUUACCUGUCCGGUCCGGCCCAACUCGCCUACCGGAGUUUGUCCGACCGGGACUCGCUGUGCUACUACAAGGUCAAGGAGGCGAUUCUCGACCAACUUGGUAUUUCGCCCGAGACAUAUAGGCAGAGGUUCCGGGCGGCCAGAUAUGCAACGGGGGAGCGGCCGCGGGCAGUCGCGCAGCGGAUCCGGGAAGCCGGGUUUCGGUGGCUGGAACCGUCCACCAAGACCGCAACUCAGGUGGCCGACCUGGUCGUACUCGAGCAGUACCUACAAGUGCUCCCCGCGGAGGGCCAACAAUGGGUACGGCGACACCUGCCCGGGACCCUAGAGGAAGCGGUCACGCUCAUGGAACACUUCCUGGCAGCCGAGACGCCGGAAGGACAUGGCAAGUGCGGCCAGGAGGGCCACAUCCGCCGGGACUGCCCCAUGAUGGACUGCACCUACGGCCAACCUAGACCCCGGAAAGGCCCGCGGCAGGAGGUAAGCCGGGCCCGCAUGAUAAGGCGGAUACGCUUGAACGGGGAGGUAGUAGAGGCCGUUCUAGACUCAGGGUGCGGACAGACGCUAGUGCGGAGAGACGCGUUAGGAAGAUUAGGGCACACGGGGGCACAAGUAUGGAUCAAGUGCGUACACGGGGACACCCGACCGUACCCGACGACCCGGGUGAGGCUACACGAUGGGAUUCGUCACCAUGCCGUUCGGGUUACACGGUGCAGCAGCCACAUUCCAGAGGCUGAUGGACGAGAUCUUAGAGGACCACCGCGACUACGCCACAGCAUACAUAGGACGUGGGAGGAGCAUCUACAGCAGCUGGGAGCCGUACUGCGAACGCUCCAACGGGCCGGGCUCUCAGCUAAUCCCAAGAAGUGCCAGUUCGGGAAGAGGGAGGUAUCCUACCUCGGGUAUACGGUGGGGAGGGGCCGGCUAAAACCACUACUAGACAAGGUAUGCGCCAUUAGGGAUUACCCCCGGCCCCACACCAAACGACAAGUACGCCAGUUCCUGGGCCUUGCGGGGUACUAUAGACGGUUUAUAAAGCAUUUUGCCUCCCUGGCGGCCCCUUUAACAGACUUGACAAAGAAAGAGAAACCCCAGAGGGUGGUGUGGACGCCCCAAGGGGUGAGGGCGUUUGAGGCACUACGGCAGUGCCUGGUGUCGGGCCCAGUGCUACGGUCCCCCGAUUUCGAGAAGCCGUUUCUCUUGCAGACUGACGCCUCCGAGGUAGGGCUCGGGGCAGUCCUCGCACAGGAGGAGGAGGGCGCAGAGUACCCCGUAGCCUACCUAAGCCGGAAGUUAUUCCCUAGGGAAAGGAACUAUGCCGUAAUAGAGAAGGAAGCGUUGGCCAUCAAAUGGGCCAUAGACUCUUUACGCUACUUUCUUACAGGCAAUACCUUCACGCUGGUGACGGACCACGCACCGCUGAAAUGGAUGCAGUCCAUGAAGGAUAACAACGCGCGGAUAAUGCGGUGGUACCUGAGCUUGCAACCUUUUCGUUUUGACAUUAAACACAGACCUGGGUAUAUUCGAUUGCCAGAUCUGGAGCCAAGAAAGAACUGUCUCCCCAGGUCAGAUUGA
Messenger RNA from Pelodiscus sinensis (Chinese soft-shelled turtle), 2012 nucleotides. NCBI's taxonomy places the organism in Eukaryota, Metazoa, Chordata, Testudines, Trionychidae. The record is from RefSeq and is a predicted model, not a curated record.